This is a messenger RNA of Aureobasidium musti, 1773 nucleotides long. The record is from the annotation of a GenBank genome assembly. NCBI's taxonomy places the organism in Eukaryota, Fungi, Ascomycota, Dothideomycetes, Dothideales, Saccotheciaceae.
AUGUCUCGGCGUUACCCUGUCGCUGAUGUCUACGACGACCGUGAGCGCGAUCCUUAUGCUCGAUCUCGACCUGCGCGCAACUACGACGAUAUCGAAGUUGACAUCAACCGCACUCGCUAUGCCGACCGCCCAGAGACUGUUGUAAGCGACCGCCGAAGCACCCGCGGAGCAAAGCUUCCAGAUUUCCUCCACGACGAUUACGGACGAACAAAUGCCGGCCCACUCGUAGUUAAGAAUCGCGAGGUGGACGAAUAUGCCGACUAUGUUGCUCGUAGAGAGGUCGACACCAUGUCGCGUAGAGGCGGCGAAAGAAUCGAAAGAGACGAACUCGUGAUUCGGGAUCGCAGAGCUGAGCCUCCACUUCGAGAACGACCACCGCCUCCGAGGGAUCCCAGAGAUAUCGAGCGCGAGGAAAUCAUCUUUCGACGUGGCGAACGUGAACAGUCACGACCUCCUAGACCAAGAGACAGAGGAGAAAUCGAGGAGACGGACAUCUUGAUUCCUCGAAGCGUACGCAAUGUGGAAAGAGAGGAGAUUAGCAUACGCGAGCGUGAGCGCAGCCUCCCACCUCCUCGCAGACGCAGUCCAGGUCCGCUUGCACGUGAGAGAGAAGAGUGGUUGUUCAGGCGUCGCGAGCCUUCUCCACCACCUCCUCCCAGAGAUGAGCGUGAGGAGAUCAUUAUCCGCCGCCGCCAGCAUGAAGAGCCCUCUCCUCCUCCCAUGAGAGACGACAGGGAAGAAAUCAUCAUCAGACGACGAGAGAGGUCUGUUCCUCGUGAGCCUAGCCCUGAACCAGUCAGAGAGCCAACCCCUGAGCCCCCACCACCGCCACCGCCAGAGCCUAUCGUCCGUCCACCGAUCAUCCAGGAAAUCAUCACACAUCACAGACACAUCGACCACGGUAUUGAGCGAGUCCGCUCACCAGAACCAGUGCCCAGUCCUCCACCAGCCCCACCAAGUCCUCCUCCUGCACCUAGAGAUGAGAGUCUCGAGAUAGAAAUUCGCAGACGCAACAAUCGCAAUGGGGGAUACGACGAGAACAUUACCUUUGAGCGUGAAGUGUCUCGCCCACCACCUCCACGUGAGCCGGAGAUGGAGCGAAAUGUUGAACUUACCCGCUCUCGCUCAGUCUCAGCACCUCGACGUCGCUAUGACGACGAGAUUGCGGCCGAGGCCGAAUACUACAAUCGCAAAGCACUCGAGCGUGGCCAUAUGGGCGAGGCACAGAAUGGUGCGACUCGAGACUGGGGACUCGUUGACAUACCUCCCGGAACCAGACGAGUUCAGAUGGAUGGUUUGGGAGGUGCUCGACAAGACAUCACCUGGCAACAAUAUAACGGCUCCCGGAGAAGCAAGUUCUAUACUGCUGACGAAGAGUUUGUGACUGAUUUCGGUCCCGGAGGCCCUGCACCCGAGCGCAAAGAAGAAAAGCGUAAAGUCACAAAAGACAUGUGGACUGAAGUCGCCAAAGAUUUGGUCAUCAAGGAAGCCAUUGAGGAGAUGGGUUAUCAAUACGAGGACUCUGAGCACUUUUUCUAUGUCAUGGAAUAUCUGAAAUACGAGGACGUCCUUCAGCUCGUGGAGCUUACAGAAGAUAUUCGUCGUGAACGUCGUGACCGCAUUCGCGAGAUCGAAUGGGAACGUGAACAACUCGAGAGACUUCCACCUCCCAAGCCACGUUCACCACCCGCAAAGCCUCGCUCCAAGUACGACGAGCGCAUCUACGAACGCGAGGUCAUCUACGAUGCGAAGCGGUCAGGCAGGUACCGUUGA